Molecule: messenger RNA, 623 nt
Organism: Ziziphus jujuba (common jujube)
Lineage: Eukaryota; Viridiplantae; Streptophyta; Magnoliopsida; Rosales; Rhamnaceae
Product: low temperature-induced protein lt101.2-like
Exons: 2
Coding region: 231-395 (54 amino acids)
Cellular component (GO): membrane
Source: RefSeq, a predicted model, not a curated record
UAGGCACUAGCCUCAAAGGAAAGAAAAAAAAAAAAAGGUCAAAGUUCCACGUAAGAACAUACUUGUGUGGUUGACUGCAUGACAAGUGUAUAGUUGGCUACAUAUUAUUUUCUCAGAUCCAAGCAAACAAAAAUGCAACUUUUUCUCAUCUCUCUAUCCAACUCCCUAACAAUUAACAUUUUCAUUUGGUGAAGAAAUUCCUCAACUAAGCAGCUAACAGGCAAUUAAAGAUGGGCUCAGAAACAUUCCUAGAAGUCUUACUUGCCAUACUUCUUCCUCCAGUCGGUGUUUUCCUCCGCUAUGGCUGUGGGAUCGAGUUUUGGAUCGAUUUGUUGCUGACUCUGUUGGGCUAUAUUCCAGGAAUUAUAUAUGCGGUUUACGUGUUAGUUGGAUGAUCAAUAAGUUUUCGUUUUUCGAUUAUUUAUUUUCUUCUCUUUUUUGGGAUCAAAAGUUGUUAGUUGCCUAGUUAGCUAUAGAAUGGUCAAAUUUUUCUAUUCAUUUUUCUUUCUAUAUCAAUUACGUAAUUGAAGAUUUAUGUUCUCUUUGGUUAAUUUUUCUAGCAAUUGUUAGUUUUUUCCACGUAUCAAAGAAAAUGAAUAAAAAGUAUGACUUUUUUCUCUUAA